Molecule: messenger RNA, 923 nt
Organism: Cryptomeria japonica (Japanese cedar)
Lineage: Eukaryota; Viridiplantae; Streptophyta; Pinopsida; Cupressales; Cupressaceae
Product: heavy metal-associated isoprenylated plant protein 39
Exons: 3
Coding region: 138-512 (124 amino acids)
Molecular function (GO): metal ion binding
Source: RefSeq, a predicted model, not a curated record
UUCCACUUGCCUUCUCUCCGCCUCUAUAAACAUUCUUCCCUGCAACCAAAUCCCCUGCACUCACAAUUAAUCUUCUUCUGCUCUGUUCCAUAUUUGCAGAGCUUUUGGCCUCUUGUUUUUCUUGUUACCAGUUAAAAAUGAAGAAAAUAGUUGUAAGAUCGACCUUUGAGGAUGAGAAUGGCAAGAGAAAGGCACUCAAAGUUGUUGCAGGUGUUCAAGGGGUGGAUUCUUUAGCUGUGGAUGCAAAGGACAAGAAGAUAACUGUGAUAGGGGAUGUGGACCCUGUUUUUUUGACCUCAAAGCUCAGAAAAAUUGGCUUCACAGAGUUGCUGAGUGUGGGUCCUGCCAAAGAGGAGAAAAAGGAGGAGAAGAAGCCUCAGAAUGAUCCAAAGAAGGACAAAAAGUCAGAAGUUCCACAGAUUGUGUAUGUUCCCAGCAUCUCAGACUAUAACCCCCCUAAUUACACUGUUGUCAGGGAGGAGCAUCCUCCUCCUCCCUGCACUAUCUUAUGAACAAGUCUGUUUGUCAACCAAUCUUUUGAGGUAAAGACUCUUGUAUUUUGGUAUACUGUACUGCUCCCAUCUUCAGGGCAGGGAAGUAAACUAGUUUUUUGGGUUUUGUAAAGCUCUUGUACUAUGUUUAUAGAAAGGGAAGCAAGAUCACUGUGAUAAGUGCAACAACCAAAUGAGAGCUAGAAGAAAAGCAAUUUAUUGCAGGAGUGUGAUAAUGAGUAGACUGUCAUAACAGAUACUUGUAUUGUGUUCAAAGGGUUUUUAUACAAAGGGAAUGGUUGAGCUGUGUCUUACUGUUGUGAGUGUAUUGAUAUAGAGGUUAAUGUAAAUAACCUAUAUUACUUCUUGUAUAUGUAAAUUCAAAACAUGUAUUAUAUAAAGCGUUAAAUAAAAUAGACCAACAUUGAGUUU